Messenger RNA from Filobasidium floriforme, 2577 nucleotides. RefSeq lists its product as uncharacterized. The transcript has 4 exons. The record is from RefSeq and is a predicted model, not a curated record. NCBI's taxonomy places the organism in Eukaryota, Fungi, Basidiomycota, Tremellomycetes, Filobasidiales, Filobasidiaceae. The coding region runs from base 144 to 2531 and encodes 795 amino acids.
CUCUCGUCUCUCAUCUCUCAUCAGACGCACCCCGAAACCAUUCAUCUAUCAUCGUGAUUCUACACAUGAUGACUAGUUUGUAAUGACCUUCCCUCACAUAGCAAGCUAUCGCGGAAGCUCGAUUUAGGGGACACAUUGCCAACAUGAUCUCGAACCGGCAAAAGCCGGACCCUGCUACCCAGGCCACCUCAUCACCACCAAGAAGAUACAGGUCAUCAUCCUUUUCGAGCGAUAUACCUAUCGGAUCGCCCACUUCCAUUAUGGCGGCAGGAAAUCCAGCGAAUGACUAUCUGCCACCUAUGGGAUAUGCCGGGUCUCCGUCUGGCAGACCGGUGAUGCCACAUUCCGCAUCUCUACCGACAGUCUUAGCAUCACCCGAUGGUGGUCCUUUCGACCCUUUUCAAUCACGGAGGUCAUCCAUGUCCAGCAAUCAGGGUACUUUGACCCCUACUAAACAGAAAUCCACAUACAACCACCCCUACCUCAUUCAUUCCAGCUCUUCAGCUGUCCUCAGCCGGACGAAUACCUCGCCGGUCGUCUCGUACAGCGCUCUUCCGCCUGCCACACCUGGCCACAGGUCUAGCAAAUCGAUGGGAUUUUUGAGGAGCUCUCAAAGCGUGGAGGAUCUUCGGUCUCCAGAAAAGGCCGGUUCUGGAGAUUCGCAGUCUGGACUUCGUGAAGGGCAAUCGAAAGCAAAGGGAGGCUAUACUUCUUACACCCCGCCUGUCCGUCGAAAGCUGGUCAACCGAUACUCGGUUUCAAAUCUCAGUGACAUCACUUCGAGAGACGGCACCGACGUUCUAUCAGGAAAAGAGAGCGAAAGGAAGGCGGGCAAGCUGGAUAUGGGCGUCUGGGAGUGGAAAUUGGGGUCUAAGCCGGACGCGGUUUCGACUCGUGAAUUGCCUCCGAAUCCGAAGCUAUGGAAUGCACAUGAAACGGCACACUAUGUUGCGCACUGCCUCUCACACGGCAUCAACCCCAAUCCAGACUCGAAAACUGGCAUUACGAAAUUACCCCCUUUGGUGAUCCAAGAUAUUACAGAGUGGAUCAAGCAAGGAAGAGUCACUGGAAAAGGCUUCCUGAUGGGAGGUGAAGGCAGUUGGGCCUCGUCGUCGAAACCGCCUCCCUUUUUGGAUGUGCUGUUGAGUCUGUCCCGAAAUCUACGUCGUGCCUCGCUCAAAGGGAGCAUUGCCGGGAUCUCAUGGUCGCCACCUAGUGCUCCAGCUGAAGCGGACACAGCUGCCACGAGUUCCGCGGCGCACGCUCGAGACACGAGCGUAAUGGUGGAAGCUGAUGAGGACGAGGAUGAAGAGGAUGACGGUCGCGCUUCCAGCAAUGUCAAAAGGCUUGCUCACGACUUCGAUGCGAGGAGUAUCGGAUCGAUGUCGACAACAGGUAGCGAUAUUAGCGAGGAGGAUCUGCUCGACCGCGAUCGUCCACGCCCAGGUCGCAUUUACAGUAUGAGUAGCCAACACGACCAGCGUUCCCGGGACGAAAUUGCGGAAAAGGCCAAGCGAUUCGAGCGUGGACUGGCCGAGAUUGAUCGAUACGCCGGGCAUGAUAUCAGUAACAACUUCGGACAUCUCGUAGACACCGUCCAUGAUGGCGAAGGUCGCAGUGCAUGGGAUCGUGCAGUAGCGGAAGGACGAGUGCAGCCUGUAUCGAUGCCUCGAAGCUCUGACAUAAUGGCCUCGCCAGAGCAGUCCACGAGACAAAUGGAGGCUCGACAGGCUACGAUAGGUCUAGGUAUCUUUGACCCCACCGAUGAACGAUCAGGACCGAUAGGGACCGAAACCAAGGAGGGAGCUGUCGACGCGCCACUGUCGCCUUUCAUAAGUCCACCUCCAGCAUACACUUCGCCACAAUUUGGCCAUAGCCUUGCUGAGGAGGGUAUUGCCCAUGCUUUAGGCAAAAGCGACGAUGUUGCGAUCGACCAUACGGCCACCUUACCUCCCAAAAGUCUCUCGUACGGGUCCUUGAGAGGCUCAGAGGAGAACACAACUUCGAGACCGAGAUUGCCCAGGGCAAUAGACCGACGCAGUGCUUCUCUUGUUGAGCUAGGAGGGAACACAGCCGGAUCGUCGACCGAGACGGACACGGAGGACGCUCGAGAUCUCGGGCGGAGAGUUACCCUGAGACCUGCUAGAGUGCUAUCCGCCAUCUUUACGCCCAAACAGCCCUUCCACGCAAGCUCAUUGCCCGAGCCGAGCGGUGCGCGAAGCGGUUCAGUGACUCCCAGCCAGCCACAUCCAUCAGAGGAACAGCUCAGUCGUGCGCAUGAGACUAUCAACGAACUCCAGGAGCAGCUCCGUCUGGCUGAACUCGAAGUCGCGCGACUCGAGCUCGAAGUUAAAGAAGCGCAAAAGCCAUCGCUGCCUACCACCUUCACGCCUGACGAGCGCAAGGCGUCGCCUUGGUACCCGAACCCUUCCAAUCACCAAACCCUCGCCCUUCUUUACGGAGGACUGGCAGGCCUUUGCAUGUCUAUAUUGGUACUCAAGACAUUCGGCAGGAAAGCCGGCUUGGCCUGAGCCCAGCAACUCCUGUCGCGUUUUUCUCUACGCAGAUCGACAGGCU